Molecule: messenger RNA, 1553 nt
Organism: Monopterus albus (swamp eel)
Lineage: Eukaryota; Metazoa; Chordata; Actinopteri; Synbranchiformes; Synbranchidae
Gene: mrps7
Product: mitochondrial ribosomal protein S7
Exons: 5
Coding region: 81-770 (229 amino acids)
Biological process (GO): translation
Source: RefSeq, a predicted model, not a curated record
GCAUGUGACAUCACUUUUUAAGCUAAGGCAUCUGCAGGACCUACUAACCUGGGGUCCUAACUGACACUCACAUUGUCAAGAUGGCGGUCUCCAUCUCAGGACUACUAAAACCUUGGAUACCAAGGGUCUUCCUGGUCAGAUGGAGUAGGUACAACCCAUACUAUCUGGAGCCAGAGGUCACAAAGGAGACCUACAGUAGACCAGAGACGGAGCUGACCCAAGAGGAGAAGCAGCAGCAGGAGCUCAAAACGCUCAGACCCAUCAAGGCAGCAACCAGUAAUGUCACCAGCUCCAUUUUCAGUGAUCCGGUCGUCAGCAAAUUCAUCAACAUGAUGAUGAAACAUGGAAACAAGGUUUUGGCCAGAGAGAUCAUGGCAAAAACCCUGGAGAACAUAAAGAUGAAACAGGUGGAGAAAUACCACAAAGCUCCAGAGGGGCAGAAGGAGGAGAUCGAAUGUAACCCCUACACCAUCUUUCACCAGGCUUUGGAGAACUGUAAGCCUGUCGUUGGGCUGUCCAGCAUACAGAAGGGUGCAAAAUUCUAUCAGGUGCCUGUCCCUUUGACGGACAACCGCCGCCGCUUCUUCGCCAUGAAAUGGAUGAUCAUGGAGUGCAGGGACAACAGACAACCACAGACACACAUGCCUGAAAGACUUUCCCAGGAACUGCUGGCGGCCUUUAACAAUGAGGGCAAUGUUAUCAAGAAGAAAUAUGAGCUGCACAAGAUGGCUGAAGCCAACAGAGCCUAUGCCCACUACCGCUGGUGGUAGAAAGACUUAAAUAAAAAAAAUAAAAAAAGCUGUCAGAUGGAUGGAUGGACUGGACUGAUGUAUUGGCUCCAAAGAGUCAUGGAAGAUUCAGCCACAUAUUCUGUUGCAGUGUACCGCUUUAGUGAACAUCAUCAAGAUAUCUGGUGGAAGGACUAUGCUGUAAAAAGUGCUGUUGGACAAGUGAAAUUCGUAUAAAGCAGCUUUGACCGUGGCUCACUCUGUCGAAAAUGCACCAAGUCUAAUAAACUGUUGUGCUUAAGUGUAUCGCUAAUUGACAAACUGAAUUAAGAAAAGAACUCAAUUUAUUAGAACAAAUAUGUAAGAAAUGCACAACCAUAAAAAUAAAUGAUGUAAAACUGUUGCAAUGCUGUAAUAAAAUAUAAACAUAUUGCAGUCAGGUCAGGUGUGUACCCUGUCAUAAAGGAAUAUUGCACAAAGUCCUUAAUAUCAGCCAGAUUAUUUCAUCUAUUUGUCCUAAAUUUGUUUCAACUUGGUCUGACUGUAGUAACAAAUACCAAAGUUUAUAAGAAUCCUCACACUAGAAAUAAGGAUAGUGGGAAAUACAUUUUUUCUAAAAUCUUGCCAAGGAUUCAGCGUAAUGAAUGUGUCUCAUAGCUUUAAAAAGCUUUAAAGUAAAUCAUUUUGUACAUUGACGAUUUUCUGAAAUCACAAGGAUGUUGAUUUGGUUGAUUUGGCUGCCAAAGUAAAAUUAAUAUUUAGCCUAUUUACUUUUUACAGGUACAUGUUUUAAGACAUGACAUUAAAAAAAAAAAAAAAAAAAAA